GAGCUAUCGCUGGACUUCCGGAUCAAACUUGCUCAGCUGAUGAUCGCGCUGGCGAGGCGCGACGAGAAAGAGGUGGUCCGGCUGGACAAGGAGAUGGGCAGCAGGACGCAGAACUCCAAAGCAGACGUCAGGUACCGCGUUCUAACGUUCUGGCUGGACCGUGACACCGACGAUGUCACGCAAGGGCAGAGCUUCCACGACUUUUUGGCUUGGGGGGAG
Molecule: messenger RNA, 219 nt
Organism: Symbiodinium pilosum
Lineage: Eukaryota; Dinophyceae; Suessiales; Symbiodiniaceae
Source: the annotation of a GenBank genome assembly